AUGUUUAAUAAUAUAAAUAAUAAAGUGAAGGAUGAAAAAAAACUGAAUUCAAUACCAAAUGUUGUAGAUAGAGAAAAUGCAGAAGUUGUAGGGAGGUGUGUAAAAGAUAAUUAUAUGACAGUAAAUAGUUAUUACGACCACCAAAAAAAUGGUCAUAAUUCCAAUAAUAAAGAAAAUGAAAAUAUGUAUUGGAAUGGAGAAUACAUAAACGAAAUUAAUGAUGGUUUUGUCAAACAAGAUAGUUAUAUAAAUUAUAAUAAUAUAACUAAUGAAUCACCUAAAACUGAAAAUUGGAAAUAUAUUGAGGAACAUAAUACUGAUAUUAAUAAAAAUAAAAGAAGCAAUUCAAUUUAUAAAGAUAAAAAUAAUAAUAUCGAACUAAAUGAAUCUAUAAAAAAACAAAAAACAUUAAAUGGUGUAACAUAUUAUUCAGGUGAAAAUGGGAAAUAUAAUAAUAUAAUUAAAACAGCUAAUAAUCAAGAACUUGAUGAAGCACAACAAUGGAAUAAUAUGAGUCCAUAUGCAGAAAAUGAAGCUUAUCAAUUAUAUGCACAAAAUAAUAAUAAUAAAAUGCAUGAAUAUCAAACAAAGAAAGAUGUAAUGCCUAUGAAUUUAAAUAAUAAUGUAACUAUUCCUUCAAUGUAUGGAAGUAAUUCAUUUCCUAUGAGAUAUGAAGAUGAUCCAAAUGAAUGGUACAUUACAAGUGAUAAUAGUGAUUGGCUUGUUAAUAAACAGUGUAAUUGGUUAUACAGUGUUAAAGAUAAAAUAUAUUUUAAUAUAAAAAGUCAGGAAAUAUAUUUUGAAGAUAAUGGUAAAUUUUUCUUAGUUGAUAAUUCAAUAGAUAAAGGAGAAAAAAAAAAUAAUGGGUAUAAUGAGUAUAUGUAUGAAGAUAAUAAAAAUAUGGGUGAAUAUAAUGAAAAUAAAUAUUUUGAAACAAAUGUAAAAAAAAGUUAUAGUGAUGAAAAUGAAGGACCCCAAAAAAGUGGAGGUAGCAAUGUGAGUAGUAAACAUAAUAGUGUUUCUUCAGCUAAUGGAAGUAUACAAAAACAAUACUCAAAUGAAAAAAUGAUAAACAUGAACAGUACAGGAAUAAUAUCUCCAAAUAAUAUAAACGAUAUAGAUAUUAAUGAAGAGACUGUUGAAGAAUUUAGUAUGGUUUUAGAAGAUGAUUUAGUAUGUGGUACUUGUAGUAAAAUGGGUAGUCAUAAUCGAAAUGAAAAUGAAGAUUUUUAUAUUACAAAAGAUAUAUUAGAUUUAAAUAAUGUAUCUGAAAAUGAUAGUCUAUGUUUUUUUAGUGCAGUUUUUGAUGGACAUGGUGGAUCGAAUUGUGCUCGAUAUGUUAUGUCUCAUUUAAAAACCAAUUUGAUUGCAAAAUUUCGACAAUCCUUUUUAAUUACUUGUAAAAAACAUUAUAAAGAGAAAAAUACAAAAAUAAAUGAAUUAAGUGUAGCUAUUAAGGCAUUAUAUGAUAGUUGUAUAAAGGGAUUUGAAAUGACAGAUAAAAAUUAUAUAGAGUUAUCUAAAAAAUAUGAUUAUAAAGAUGGUGCAACGGCUUGUGUUGUUUUAAUUUAUGGACCCGAUGAAGAUGGGUCGUUAAAAAUUUUAACUGCUAAUUGUGGUGAUUCAUGUGCAUUUAUAUGUCAUGAUAGAAAACCAAUCAAGUUAUCAUUACAACAUAAACCAGAUUUACAAGAAGAAAGAAUACGUAUAUUAAGAUGUGGAGGUAUUAUAGCAAAUAUUAAUGGGGUCAAUAGGAUAAUUACAAGACAUAAAGAUAAAAAUUCAAAUAAUCGAGAAAAAACAUUUUUAGCUUUAUCUACAUCUCGAUCUUUUGGAGAUAUCCCAUAUAAAAUUCCAAAGAAAAUAGUUUUGUGUAAACCAUUUAUUAGUGUUUAUACCAUUGACUUUGAUUUAGAUUCUUUUCUAGUUUUAGUCACUGAUGGUAUAUUAAAUGUGUUGGCUGACUUUGAAAUAAUUGAUAUUGUAUGGAAGAAUAUUCAUCAAACUCCUGAAUAUGCAGCGGAAGAAGUUGUUAAAGAGGCAGAACGACGGGGAUCAACUGAUGAUAAAACAUGUACUGUUAUUUUUUUCAAUUGGAGAAAAGAUAUUUUCAAUAAAAAUGCAAAAGAUGUGAAUUUUGAUGGAGGAGCACCUCAAGAUGAUUCGAAUCAAGAGGAGAUCAAUAUGUUUUCCGCAACAUAA
Molecule: messenger RNA, 2202 nt
Organism: Plasmodium vinckei vinckei
Lineage: Eukaryota; Apicomplexa; Aconoidasida; Haemosporida; Plasmodiidae
Product: protein phosphatase PPM4, putative
Exons: 2
Coding region: 1-2202 (733 amino acids)
Biological process (GO): protein dephosphorylation
Molecular function (GO): protein serine/threonine phosphatase activity
Source: RefSeq, a predicted model, not a curated record